AUGGAUCUAUCCUCAGUCCACGACGUUAAAGACGUCCUCCGGCCAGACUUCUACCACGGCUACGCCACAGCCGCAACCCAAAUAGAAGGCGCCUGGAACAAAGAUGGCAAAGGUAUCUCAAUCUGGGACAAAUUCGGCCAUACACCGGGCAAAGUAGCGGAUGGCAGCAAUGCCGACGACGCAACACGCGCAUACGACUUCUACCGCGAAGACGUCGCGCUGAUGAAAACCUACGGCGUAAACGCAUACAGAUUCUCACUUUCCUGGACAAGAAUUAUUCCUCUUGGAGGCCGUGAUGACCCCCUCAACGAGCAGGGAAUCCAAUAUUACUCGAAUCUGAUCGAUGAGUUACUCCGGAACGGCAUCACGCCUUUCGUUACGCUGUUCCAUUGGGAUAUCCCACAGGCAUUGGAGGAUCGGUAUGGCGGGAUGUUGGAUCAGGAUGCGUAUACAGCUGACUUCGUGCGCUAUGCACGUGUAUGCUUUGAAAGGUUCGGCGAUCGCGUUAAGCAUUGGAUUACAUACAAUGAACCAGGCGUGUAUACACUUGCCGGGUACGCGGCUGGGGUGCAUGCGCCUGGACGAUCAUCUUUCAGAGAGCGCAAUGCGGAGGGGGAUUCGUCCACAGAGCCGUUCAUUGUCGCGCAUACGGAGCUGGUUUCUCACGGCCAUGUAUCGAGGUUGUAUCGGGAGGAGUUCAAGCCGGAGCAGGACGGUAUGAUUGGUAUCACGCUCCAUGGGAAUUGGUCCGAGGCUUGGGAUGAGGAGGAUGAGCGGGAUCAAGAGGCUGCGCAAAGAGCUCGUGAAUUUGAGAUCGCUUGGUUUGCUGAUCCCAUUUAUAAGACUGGUGAUUAUCCUGCUUCUAUGCGUGCGCAGCUUGGAGAUCGGCUUCCGCGGUUCACGGAGGAGGAGUCCAAGCUUGUGCUUGGGAGCUCUGAGUUUUAUGGUAUGAAUAGUUAUACGACUUUCUUCAUGAAGCAUACGACUACGCCGCCGGAUAUUAAUGAUCAUAAGGGGAAUGUGGAAAUUUAUGAUGAGAAUAAGCAGGGUGUUCCGCGCGGGGAGGAGAGUGAUACCGAGUGGCUAAAAGCUUCGCCUGAGGGAUUCCGGAAGCUUUUGAAUUGGAUCUGGGCAAGGUACCAGACUCCUAUUUAUGUGACUGAGAACGGUACUACUGCCAAGGGAGAAGUUGCGCCCACGCCGGACGUUUUAAAUGAUGAGUUCCGUAUCAAGUUCUUUGAGGGAUACGUGGGUCAUGCGCUGGCUCGAGCUGUGAAGGAAGAUGGGAUUGACAUCCGGUCUUAUUUUGCGUGGACAUUCACUGAUAAUUGGGAAUGGGCUGCUGGAUAUUCCGACCGGUUUGGCUGUACUUUUAUUGAUUUCGAGUCGGAGGAAAAGACUCGCUAUCCUAAGCAUGGCUUAGUGAUCAGACAUUCAAAAGAAUCUGCAAUAGUCUGUAUUUGCACCUUCUUUCACUCACACUAUUCCCAGCAUGACCAUGAAUACCAAAGAGCCGAUAAGACUGACGUUGAGGGGAAGCCCUCAAGAGGUAUUCCUCCCGCCACACAGCUAAUAGCCACAUCUAAUCAGCGCCAGAUCGGUAUCGAGCAUGGCCGCUCAUUGCGUAAACAAAUCCGCAGCCAGAUCAGUAUUUACGAGGCCAUGUUUGCACACACCUCGAAGCUGUCUUGGCCAGAUGUGCGCGAAAUAGCCAAGGACUUCCAACCCGCCCUGGUCACACUGGUCCCUGACAUCUAUGCCGAGAUGAAAGGUAUUGCCAAAGGAGCGGAACUUGACGUGCUUGAUAUCGUAGCAAUCAAUUGUCGCAGUGAGAUUGCCCUUGGAAAGUUCUCCGAUGGCUGCACUAGCUUGUGCUGGAAGAAAAACGAUACAGCACGGAUCCUUUCUCAGAACUGGGAUUGGACCGCUCCUGUUGGCCAGAAUCUGGCCAUGGUCUCCAUUGAACAGACUGGAAAGCCGACGCUGUAUAUGGUGACAGAGGCAGGAAUAGUGGGUAAAAUAGGCUUCAAUUCCGCAGGCGUGGGUACUUGUCUGAAUGCUAUCCGGGCAAAACCAAUGAUCAGCAGCAAGCUUCCAAUCCACGUUGCUCUUCGAUUAUGCCUCGAAAGUGUAUCGGUUGAGAGCGCUGUGAAGACUCUUGAGAGGUUGGGAGGUGUUGCCUCGGCGCAGCAUAUUCUUAUAUCGGAUUAUAAUACUGCCCUGGCGCUUGAAUUAUCACCUUUGGGUAACAAGUACAUCCUAGAGGAUGAAUCAGGUCUGAUUCUGCACACCAAUCAUUUUAUUGAAAAUCAAUAUGUCGAGGAGCCGCCUUGGCUUUCAGGAUCUACAAUCCGCUUGGACCGUGCGAGGGACUUGGCACUAGAGCUCAUCGCAGAUGGGAUAUCAGAUGAUGCUAUUACACCUGCAUUACUGAGGGAGAAGAUAUUCUCUGAUACCUUCAAUGCUCCUCAGGCCAUCUGUUGUCAAGGCGAUGAAUCCGCUCACAUUUCGAUUCGGAGCAACACUCUAUUUAAUAUAGUCAUGAAUUUGGAACCAGGAAAAUUUGGUGCGGAGGUUGUUUUUGGUCGUCCUGGCUCUGAAGCAGGGCCUGUAUUUAAAAUGCCUUGGGUGUGA
Penicillium odoratum is the source of this 2634-nucleotide messenger RNA. RefSeq lists its product as uncharacterized. The record is from RefSeq and is a predicted model, not a curated record. Gene Ontology annotation, biological process: carbohydrate metabolic process. The transcript has 4 exons. NCBI's taxonomy places the organism in Eukaryota, Fungi, Ascomycota, Eurotiomycetes, Eurotiales, Aspergillaceae. Bases 1 to 2634 code for a protein of 877 amino acids. Gene Ontology annotation, molecular function: beta-glucosidase activity.